CAAAGGUGUGAUAGUUUCAGUGAUGACCUUUGAGGGCACAGACUGCAGGUUGGCUGAGGUGGGACGACUGGCUGACCAGACUGGAGGAAGGGUAAACAUAGUAAACAUUGGUACCGUAGCAACAGAGAUCCAGUCAGCUCUGGCCGACAACAUCUUAGCGACGGGCGUCAGGGCAACGUUACUAGCAGCUGACGGCAUGUAUUUUCCCUAUGAGGAGUGUAACCACUGUCUAGUAAGGGAUAUAGGGAACGUAACAGAAGGAGUAGAGAUCACCUUUCAGUUUGCCUGCAAGCCUGAUAGUAUAGAGAGUUUCAUGCGUAGAGACAGACUACCGUUCCAGCUCCAGCUGUCCUUCACCACCAGAGAUCAACAGAAAGUAACACGCAUCAUUACUGAACAGAGGCGGUUACAACCAGCAGCAAGCAACACUGAAGCCUGCAUGAGAGCACCGGCUAUUAUGGACGACUGUAUGAUCACGCUCUCCGUAGCCGAAAGGUGCGUGCUUAGUCCCCUCCUGAACUCCCUGUUCAACCACGACUGCGUGGCCAAGCACGACUCCAACACCAUAAUUAAGUUUGACGACACAACAGUGGUCGGCCUGAUCACCUACAACGAUGAGACAGCCUAUAGGGAGGAGGUCAGAGGCCUUGCAGUAUGGUGCCAGGACAACAACCUCUCCCUCAAUGUGAACAAGACAAAGGAGCUGCUCGUGGACUAUAUGACAAGGAGGGCCGAACAGGCCCCCACUAACAUCGACGGGACAGAAGUGGAGUGGAGCGGGUCGAGAGAACAGGUUUGA
Messenger RNA from Oncorhynchus nerka (sockeye salmon), 799 nucleotides. RefSeq lists its product as uncharacterized. NCBI's taxonomy places the organism in Eukaryota, Metazoa, Chordata, Actinopteri, Salmoniformes, Salmonidae. The record is from RefSeq and is a predicted model, not a curated record. The coding region runs from base 23 to 799 and encodes 258 amino acids. The transcript has 8 exons.